This is a messenger RNA of Erigeron canadensis, 1633 nucleotides long. Its product is annotated as probable WRKY transcription factor 32. The transcript has 5 exons. Gene Ontology annotation, molecular function: sequence-specific DNA binding; DNA-binding transcription factor activity. The coding region runs from base 48 to 1388 and encodes 446 amino acids. NCBI's taxonomy places the organism in Eukaryota, Viridiplantae, Streptophyta, Magnoliopsida, Asterales, Asteraceae. Gene Ontology annotation, biological process: regulation of DNA-templated transcription. The record is from RefSeq and is a predicted model, not a curated record.
AACACACACACAUACACUAAUUAUUUAGAGAAAAAAAUAAAAUCGAAAUGGACGAAGAAGACAGUGAUCGAAGCUCAGAAGCAACUCAUUUUCAAAUUCUUUCAAGAAACCAACAACAAUUCCAUCAUUUCAAUAAUGAAGAAUUUGAUGAUGAUAAUAAUCAGACAGACUUUACUAAUGACUUCGAUACGACAACACCUCCCCAUAUGGAAAUCGAUGAUUUUUCCACACCUUUUCAAUCUGAAACCCUAACUUCUGGUUUAGCAGAGGUGCCGAUACAAUAUGAAAUGAGACAGGAUGAAUUGGAGCAUUUGAAGAGUCAGCUUCAAGGAAGUCAUCAAGAAGCCUUGGCAAUUGUUAUAGCUCAGGCUGCUCAAGCUCAUGCACAUGCGGGAAAUGAGAUUCAAUUACCCGGGGUUCCAUCUUCAUCUUCUGAAUUAUCACCUCCUAUUUCGAUUCCUCCUAGAUUAAAUUCACAAGAAGAGAUACCCUCAGUGGAAGAGACUCCUGAUAACCUUUUCAUAACAGAAGCCGAACAGAAGCUUACAUCCAAUUUUAAAACAGUAUCUACUUCACGCGCUGUCAAGACACCCGUUGAUGGAUACAAUUGGAGAAAAUACGGGCAGAAACAAGUGAAGAGUCCUCAAGGUUCUCGGAGCUAUUUUAAGUGCACUUACAGUGAAUGUGAUGCUAAAAAGAUCGAGUCUUGUGAUCAGUACAAUUCUAUCAUUAAAAUAGUUUAUAAAGGUCAGCACAAACAUGAUCCACCUAAGAAAGUGUUUGCCAAAAGAGGCAAGUCUUUUUCGGCUUCUUCUAGAGAACAGGAACGGAAUACGAUGUCUACACCUAGAUCUAUGCAACAUAAGUCGAUUUCCCCUAUCAGUAAUGGUCAGAUUUUAGUUGAGGAGAUGGACCUACCACCACCAAAACGGAGAGUAGUAAAGAAAACCAGCUCGACAAGUCCUGGUUCUGUUCUGAAACCUCCAAAAAAGCCUAAGUUUGUCAUACAUGCGGCAAGUGAUGUUGGGAUCUCAGCAGAUGGUUAUAGAUGGCGGAAGUAUGGACAAAAGAUGGUUAAGGGAAAUCCCCAUCCCAGGAACUACUACAAGUGCACUUCUACAGGAUGUCCUGUUAGGAAACACAUUGAAAUGGCCGUUGAUGGUUCAUCUGAAGUAAUACUAACAUACAAAGGAAUUCAUGAUCAUGACAUGCCCACACGCACACAAGAGCAAGGACCUCCUAAAGUUCUUCUUCUCACUGCCGUCUCUUCGCCCUCCAGAAACACCUCACAAUUGAAGAAAGGUGCAACUGAGCCAUUAAAUGGUGUAGCCGAGAAAAGAUGUGUUGAGUUGGUUCCAAUCCUUGCUAGUGACAAGAUUGAAGUUUGAGGUACCUUGAGGAUUAUGACAGGUUUAACUUUAGCUACCUCUUUGUCAAGACACUCCAUUUUAAUUAAAUAAAUUCCCUGGUAGAUGUAGUGGGUUUUGUUUAAUUGAGAUAGGUUUAAAUUCUCAGGAAGUUGUAGUUUAUACAACUUCGGGCGUUAUGGUAUAGUGUUGCCUAAAUAUAUUGUUUGGAGCCUUAGAUGCGACAAUUUUGACCUAUUUACUUAUAAAUGGGUCAUUUUGAUUUA